This is a messenger RNA of Venturia canescens, 901 nucleotides long. Its product is annotated as soma ferritin-like. The record is from RefSeq and is a predicted model, not a curated record. The coding region runs from base 54 to 791 and encodes 245 amino acids. Gene Ontology annotation, molecular function: ferrous iron binding; ferric iron binding. Gene Ontology annotation, biological process: intracellular iron ion homeostasis; iron ion transport. Gene Ontology annotation, cellular component: cytoplasm. NCBI's taxonomy places the organism in Eukaryota, Metazoa, Arthropoda, Insecta, Hymenoptera, Ichneumonidae. The transcript is spliced from 3 exons.
CCUCUUUGCCAAAAUUUUGCGAUUUCACACAGGUCUUUUCGAUACUUUAAAACAUGAUUCACCGUUAUAUCAAAUCUGUAUCACCAUUGAGCAAACAAUUCAUUGCUCUCUUCUUACCACGGCAUUGCAUCAUUGGCAAAUAUUUACAUAGGAAAAAUUGUAAUUCCUCAAACCCGGGCGAUUAUUGCGAUGGAAAAGAGGUUAAGUGGCCAACCGGAAACCGAAUUACUUUCAACUUCCAUCCCGAAACCGAGGCAUCUUUUAAUCAACAAAUCAACUUAGAAUUCAAAGCUUUUUAUUACUAUUUGUCAAUGGCCAGUUAUUUCGGUCGCGUUGACGUUGCUUUACCAGGCUGCGAAUCUUUCUUCACUCAAAUGCACGAAGAGGAGCACGAACAUGCUCUACAGUGUCUGAACUAUAUUAAAAUGCGAGGAGGGAAGGUUGAUCUGUGUUCGAUUGAAAGUCCCAACGAUCAAGAUUGGAAAUGUCCCAUAAACGCUUUCAAAACAGCUCUCCAGUUGGAGAUCGACAUUACAGAACAGCUGGUGAAUUUGAACACUGUAGCAACGAAUCAUGGUGAUCUGAAUGCGAAUGAUUUCAUCGUGACAAAUUUUAUGGAAAGUCAAAUGAAGAGUAUCAAUGAAAUUGCAAAAUUUGUAACCGUGUUAUCGGGAAUAGGGGAUCAAUCGUUGGCUCGAUUUUUGUUCGACAAAGACCUCCUUGAAAAUCAUGUUCUACCGGAAUUCAACGUUCUCAAAAACAAAAGAUCCGUGCAUUCGACAAAAAAAUAAUGAACAAGGAGUAUAAUAAUAACGAGACAAUUAUAUCAAGUAGUCGUGUUCAUUUUGUAAUCCUUUAACUGUAUCAUUUUAAUAAAAAUUAAAAAUAAAACAACCACAAA